Haliotis rufescens (red abalone) is the source of this 1102-nucleotide messenger RNA. Its product is annotated as vacuolar ATPase assembly integral membrane protein VMA21-like. Lineage: Eukaryota; Metazoa; Mollusca; Gastropoda; Lepetellida; Haliotidae. The coding region runs from base 24 to 311 and encodes 95 amino acids. Gene Ontology annotation, cellular component: endoplasmic reticulum membrane. The record is from RefSeq and is a predicted model, not a curated record. The transcript is spliced from 3 exons. Gene Ontology annotation, biological process: vacuolar proton-transporting V-type ATPase complex assembly.
GCGGAGAUACAACUUCCUCAACAAUGGCGGAAUCCAGUGGCAUCGCGAGUAUGCGGAUGGCUGAUAACAGCAACAGCAAGGUGAUGAAGACGAUGAUCGUCUUCAGCAUAGGAAUGAUCACCUGCCCAAUCUUCUCAUAUUUCUUCAGUAAAUCAGUUAUAUUUGAAGGUGCAUUUGGGAUGCGUCACGAGAGCAGCUACUUCUACGCUGCAAUAGUCUCCAUCGUUGUGGUGCACAUCAUCCUCUUCAUGUUUAUAUAUGUAGCAUGGACAGAAGACGCCAAGCCACUACCACCCUUCAAGAGAGAAUAACAGACAGUUCUCCUGUGUACAUAUUUGGAUAUCUUUUAGGGAUUUGCAUCUUGUACUUUGUAAAUGACCCAGUAUUGAUACAUGGGUGGGAAUACAUCUUUCAUUUGGUGUAAUGUCAAUGAGUGAAUGGCUUUAUUUACCAAAAUAUUUAUGUUUCAUUUUUUGAAAUUUGUACCAUUUCUCAUCAUACAUGUAUAUGGAGAUGAAUUAACUGUUGGCUAUAUGGAUGAUUUAGGAAUUCAUUUCUCAUGUUUCAUUUAAUACUGAGAACAAUAUGGCAGAUGAGAGUUAAUGAUGUUCAUAAUGACUAUAGUAACUAUAAUGUAUGACCGGUAAAGUAACACAUUGAAGUCAUAAUCUGUAAUAAUAUUUGGUAGGAAUUACCCAAACUUAAAAAAUAUUAUUGUUUGAGAGAUAUCUGAUCAUAUUGCUAUCAUGUCGAACAUGUCAAGAUGAAAUAGAUGUCAGACUGAAAAAAAUCUAGGGGGUAUUGUUACAUUUAACAAUUACUUUAAUUACAAGCCCUUUAUAUUUGUUUCAAGAAUUGGGUACAAUGAAUAUUAUCAUGCGUCCCUCGGAAUGAAAUAUUGUUUUAUUUCUGCGUCCAUUCUAUACAUUUGCGCUUACUAGACACACACUGCUGUGCAUCAUACAAAUGUAUAAUAGUUAUACCUCUGAGUCUGAGACCAGUUAUUGAUACAGGCAUUGUCAGAAAUAUACAACCAACUGAUAAUCACUUGUUUAACUUGUGUUGAAAAGUAAAAGUGCAAUAUGCAAAAGAUGAUUUUUUU